Aureobasidium subglaciale EXF-2481 is the source of this 1850-nucleotide messenger RNA. RefSeq lists its product as uncharacterized. Lineage: Eukaryota; Fungi; Ascomycota; Dothideomycetes; Dothideales; Saccotheciaceae. Bases 444 to 1604 code for a protein of 386 amino acids. The record is from RefSeq and is a predicted model, not a curated record. The transcript is spliced from 3 exons.
UGAGUACAAAGAGAGAACCAUAUUUCCGACCAUGAGCAUGCACAAAGAGAGAUUUGGACUUCGAUCGUAAAACAGCAAAGAGGUGUAUAGUCGGAAAGUUCAGUGAACAAUCAGACAGUCAUAAUACCGUGGACUCAUGCAGAGUGGACAGGAGCUCGUCGCCCGGAGGACUACACUCCGGCUUCGAUGCGCCUCUCUGUCAUAUCGCUGCAAUCCACAGACUGCUAAAAAAAGACUUGUCGCCGGGACUGCCACGGUCUGAGCUCUCUGUCUGUAGUAUGCUGUGCGAUUCCAUCCUUGUGGAAUGUUUGAUGGGGCUUGUCAUUGAUCUACCGCGCAUCUCGCCAAAAGCCGUUGCGUAAGCAAGACGUCCCAUCCUCCACCCAACGUCACUCCGUCCUUCCUACCAAUAAACCCUCCAAACACCCAAAAACCCAUCAAAAAUGGGUCUUAAACUAAACAUCUUUCUCCUGCUGAUCGCAGCUUGUAUCCCACACAUCUACUCUCGCUUAUCUCUACUCUACAAUCUCGAAUCUUCCAAUCAUCCAUCCAAGCUUUCGACACCUCGAGGCUGGUUCACAGAACAAGGAAGCUACGAAGUGAAAUAUGCAGAUAAAUUAAGAAACUGUGAAGAUUUGGUUGUAGACGAAAAGGCUGGAUAUGUAGUUUUAAGCUGCGACGAGAGUAGAGAUGGGUGGAAUACUGUCAUGGGCAUUUUCACCACACCCCCUACCAAAAACGGCGCACUCUAUCUCUACGACUACUCUCGACCUACGCCAUCGUUGGAAAGCAUACGUCUUCUUUCCACUCCAGAAGACUAUUCCUUCCAUCCUCUGGGUCUCUCUCUGAAUCUCGCCACAAAUACGCUUAUUGCAGUGAAUCACGCGACUUCUGGCAGCAGACUCGAUCUCUUCCACUUUUCCCGGCUCGGAAACUCUGCUACGUUCAUCAGAAGUAUCUCAUCGCCUUAUUUGAGAGCUCCUAAUGCUGCUGUGCAAAUCUCAGACACAAGUGUGCUAGUUACCAACGACCAUUUCUUCACCCCGAGAAGCAAUGGCUUUAUGAACAAACUAGAAACCUAUCUCGGACUACCUUUCGGCGGCAUCACACAUGUGGACUUGCAAACCGGAGCCGCGACCCAACUUUCCAGACUCGCAUAUGCGAAUGGCAUUGCGAUUCUCAACGAAACCACCCUCGCCGUCGCAUCAAGCAGUCUAGCAAAAAUCUUCUUUUACAGCAUCGACAAGAGCACUUUUCCACCGACGUUGAAGCACACAGAAGCGAUUAGCACACCCUUCUACCCCGAUAAUCUACACACCUCUGGGGACAAACUCUUCAUCGCCGGCCACGCCCACCUCUCCUCUCUGCAAAAAUUCGCAAAACAAAGAGCCAGAUGCGCUUCUGAUGUUACAACAGCAGGAUGUAAUGCAGAAGCAGCUACUUAUGUGGCUCAAUGGACUGAGCAAGCAGGGUUGCAGGAAGUUUACGUUGGCAAGGAGAUUUACUCGUCUAGUGGCGUGGGGGUGGAUGAGAAGAGGGGUGUUGGUGUUAUUGGUGGGUUGUAUGGGAAAGGGUUGUUGAUUUGGAACAAGGAGAGGAAAUGAGGAGUAUCAUGGAAGGGAGGUGGGUUGGAAGUGUAGUUGUGGAGAUGCAUGGUUCUUUGACGCGCAGGAGAGCUUAUAUAGAGGAGAGCGUGCUCUCGUGGGUUGAGGGAGAAAAAGUACGGCUAUUUCGUUGCGAUGUAAUAGACAUGAGUGAGCUGUGAAAAUGCAUGAUCUUUUUCUUUUUCCAAAAGUGAGACAUUGUCAAGGAGACCAUGCAAGUCCAGCUCUCUCCUGAUCGACAGCUGC